AUGUUUUCACUAUUAUUAUUGUGCAGAUGUAAUGGCAAACAGUUGUGUAGUUUUGUGGUAAAUAACAGCUAUUUUGGUGAUCAUUGCCCGAAAACGUCGAAAUAUUUGGACGCCGAAUAUGAAUGCAUUACGACAUCAACUACUACAACAACUACCGUAACGAUAAGCACCAUAAAUACAACGAUUGAAUCAAAGCAGACUGCUUCUUCCAUGGAAAUAAACACCAUUAUAAGUGUUAAUGAGGAUGACGAAACUAAAAUGCUUAAACAAGGAUGUCCAUCAAUUAAAAAUCGAGAUUUUAAUUGGCCGUGGACAGAAUCCAAUAGUAUAGCUCGUAUGCCAUGUCCGAAUGGAGCAAAAGGCCAUGCUGAAUGGUUAUGCGAUAAAAAUGGCCAGUGGAAUAAAAACGGUGUGGAUAUGUCGAGAUGUGAAAGCUUUUGGAGUAAAAACCUUCAAGAAGAAGCUUAUCGGACUGAUGAUCCAAUCGAGAAACUUGAAACGCUCCACGAAAUUCAGCAAAUGACAAGAAAGGAGAUUUUAUUAGCCGGUGAUCUAAUUGCUCUAUCAAAAGCUAUCGUUUAUUCGAUACCGUCACAUAUUCAGCCGGAAAAUAGUGAAGUAUUUGCCGAGAUUAUUGUUGAAAUUGUGAAUAAUAUGGGAAGAGAGACUCAAUCGCAAGCGUGGUCCGAUUUGAAUUUUAUUCAACGUCGUGAAGUAGCUGAUUCGCUUAUCGAAAGUAUUAACCAUGUAGCAUCCGCAGUGAUGUCGAAUAUAGCACCUGGAACUACGCGUACUGUUAUUAAACCAUCAGUUGAAUUGGAAAUUUCAAAUGUUAAAAUUUACGACUAUAUUAUGUUUCCAAGUAUGAGCCUUUAUAAAAAUACUUAUGAUACUAUCGAUAUACCAAAAGAAGCUCUAAGUCUUCGAUUUAGUCCUCAAGAUUAUGCCAAAGUGCUUUAUGCAUCAUAUACAUCAAUUGGUGCUUAUAUGGAACCAGAACCUUAUUCGCGCUUUAACGGAGAUAUAAUUAAAAGGCAUUUAGCAUCAAAAAUCUUGUCGGCAUCUAUCCUAGAUUCUGCUAAUCGUAUUAGAUCGAUUCACCAUCUUCAAAAACCUGUAAUUAUCACGUUUAACACUAUGCAUACAAAAAAUUUAUCAUCACCGACUUGUGUCUGGUGGAAUAGAUUACAACUUUCGUGGUCAACCGAUGGUUGUCAAUUAGAAUUUGAACAUGGAAUUGUUCUCACAUUUAUAACAUAUGCGGGAUGUACAUUGUCAAUAAUUUGCUUAGCACUCUCAUUAUUGGCUUUUAAUUGUUUCGGAAAUGGAGAUGAACGAAUUUUUGUUCAUAAAAAUCUUAGCUUUUCUCUUCUCGUAGCUGAAAUUAUAUUUUUAUUGGGAAUUUGGCAAACGGACAAUAAUUUUCAUUGUGGUAUAAUAGCUGCUAUGCUACAUUUCUUUUUCUUGGCUGCUUUUUGUUGGAUGUUCCUGGAAGGUAUCGAAUUAUAUUAUAUGCUUGUUGAAGUGUUUCAAUCAAAUAAUUCAAGAAAAUCUUGUUUUUUCCUUUUCGGUUAUGGUUGUCCAGCUUUAAUUGUUGGUAUAUCCGCAUGGAUCGAUCCAGAUAGCUAUGGUACUGAGCGCUAUUGCUGGCUGCGAUCCGACAAUUAUUUUAUUCUCACAUUUAUUGCGCCAGUUGCAAUAAUUUUGUUUUGUAAUUGUAUUUUUAUUCUUAUGACCUUUUGUAUCGUAUGUAAUCAUUCAAAUAUUGGCUAUACUCCAUGCAAACAGAGCAAUAAUAAUAUAAAAAAUAUCAGGAAUUGGCUGAAAGGUGCGAUCGCUUUAAUUGCUUUGUUAGGUUUAACAUGGACAUUUGGUUUAUUAUGGCUUGAUCAACAGUCAAUAGCUAUGGCCUAUUUGUUCACAAUUUUAAAUUCUCUACAAGGAUUAUUCAUUUUUCUAUUUCAUGUCGCAUUUAACGAUCUGAUGAGAAACGAUUAUCGCAAAUGGUCACAGCGAUAUUCAUGGCUACCAAGUUGUGCUAGAGAAGAAUUAUCGUCAAGAAUUAGCUCUCCUCCGUAUAUAGCAUCACGGCAACUUAAAGAAAUAAGUUCAGGUUCAUCAACAGGAUCUGAAAUUUUGUAUCCAUCGUCGACAGAAAAAUAUCCUCAAAGAAUGGCAGGCAUUAUUGAGCAACGAUAUAAUCCUGUAUCAACUCUUCUUACUCGACAAAGGUUUCCUAUAUAUGGCGUCUAUGAUUACGCAACAAUUGUUUACGGUGAGCAAUAUCCAAGGCCGAAUUCAUCGACGCUGUUUGAACAUAACAAAUCUUCUAUAUUUGCUCCUACAGAGGCUCUCUAUCGUCCUCCACCAAAUUUUCCUCCUCCUCCUCCUCCACCAGCACCAUCAGUCACUGAUAAUAAUUUUCUUAAUCGUCCACAUUCAUCAACAAUGACAAAAUUAUCUAAUGAUUCAGCGUUCAGUGAUGGUUCGUCUAAUAUCAAUAAUAAUAAUAAUACUGAUAUGAAUAAUGUUGGCCCUUCAGGAAUGCUGUUAAGAAUGGAUUUGUCGAAAAAUCCACCCGUAUUUGUUCAAGGUAUUAUUGAAAAUUAA
Molecule: messenger RNA, 2610 nt
Organism: Dracunculus medinensis (Guinea worm)
Lineage: Eukaryota; Metazoa; Nematoda; Chromadorea; Rhabditida; Dracunculidae
Source: the annotation of a GenBank genome assembly